AUGGCUAAAACUAUUCAAGAUUUCAACAAGGACGACGAAGAAGUGAGUUUUAAACUUAUCCUAAAUAUUUAAUUGAUUGAUAUUUAGCUUUGCAAAGAAGCCAAUAAAUUUGUCAGUGUUUAUUACGAUGUUUUGGAUCGGAAACGAGAAAAAAUCUCUUUUUUGUAUGCCAAUGUCGCAAACUCGAAUCUCGUAUGGAACGGAAAUCCUGUUGAUGGAUAUGAUAAUAUCUGCAAGUGAGUUGAUGGUUUUUUCUUGAGAAUUCAAAAAAUAAUCCGGUUUUUUUUUGCAGAUUCAUGACCACAAUUCCAGCAACUCGACACGAGAUUCAUAGCAUUGAUGCUCAAAGAUUUCCAGAAAAUAUGAACGGCGAAUUGUUCAACGGAAUUAUUUUACAUGUUGCUGGCGCAGUUUCUUCGGGCGAUGACGGAGAUCGCGCAUUCACACAAACUUUGGUCCUUUGCGUUGAAGAUGAGAAAUACAGAAUCAAAAGUGAUCGAUUCCGUUAUAUUGAAUAA
This is a messenger RNA of Caenorhabditis angaria, 518 nucleotides long. The record is from the annotation of a GenBank genome assembly. Lineage: Eukaryota; Metazoa; Nematoda; Chromadorea; Rhabditida; Rhabditidae.